Molecule: messenger RNA, 1000 nt
Organism: Impatiens glandulifera
Lineage: Eukaryota; Viridiplantae; Streptophyta; Magnoliopsida; Ericales; Balsaminaceae
Product: RING-H2 finger protein ATL67-like
Exons: 1
Coding region: 185-757 (190 amino acids)
Biological process (GO): protein ubiquitination
Molecular function (GO): transferase activity
Source: RefSeq, a predicted model, not a curated record
UCGUCUACAUCUUGCCAUUAAUGACCUUCCCAAUUUUCUACUUCUCUGUAUUAAAUGUUGCAGCUGGAAAACUCACCCACCUUUCCAAAAAAAAAAAAAAGUCUCUCUAUUCCUUUCUCUCUCUCUCUCUUACUCCCCCUCCACCACAUCAAAUGGAAUUCCCCUUCCCUUUCUCCCUCCCCAAAUGUCCUCCUCCUCUUUUUCCGGCGCCGGCGCCGGCAAAAAUUUCUUCACCACUCUCGGUCUCGGUUACUCAAUCGUCAUAGCCCUAGGUUUUCUCGUCAUCUUCGCAGCCGUCAUUCUCGCCUCCUACAUUUGCUGUCGCGCCGCUAGAAACCGUCGCAGAUCAACCGAAAUCAUCCGUCAAAAUCGUCUCAACGCCAACGUAGAUAACGGCGUCAUCCUUCCGAGAAUAAUAUUCGUCGCGGAAGACGAUGAAGAUGAUGUUGAAACCUCUGUUGUUGGAUUAGGUCAGGACGUUAUCAAUUCUUAUCCGAAAUUCCCUUACAGUAGGGAUCGAGAAGAAGGAGUUAACGAUUCGACGUGUUCGAUCUGUUUGUGUGAGUAUAGAGAAUUGGAAAUGCUUAGGAUGUUGCCGGAAUGUCGUCAUUAUUUUCACUUGACUUGCGUUGAUGCUUGGUUGAAACUCAAUGCUUCUUGCCCUGUCUGCCGUAAUUCGCCGCUGCCGACGCCUCUUUCAACUCCUUUAUCGGAGGUGGUUCCGUUGUCUCAGUAUGCCGGUGGUCGGAGGAGGUGAUGUUUUUAUCUCUUUAGCUAUAGAUUUUGGAUAGAUGACUAGUAUCCAUUUUUGCAAAAUCCUUUGUUGUAUGGUGUGUGUGAUUAAAUCUGAGAAAAAUUGAAGCACACCAUAUCCAUUUUUAACUCUCUCUGGUGAUUUGGAUCAUGUAUGAUUAGGAAGAAAGUUCUACAUUAGAGAGUUCAACAACUCCAAUUUGACCUAAAAUCCCUGAAUUUAGGGUUUUGCCCUUUUAGUUUCUCC